Hibiscus syriacus is the source of this 1776-nucleotide messenger RNA. Its product is annotated as cytochrome P450 93B16-like. The record is from RefSeq and is a predicted model, not a curated record. Gene Ontology annotation, molecular function: heme binding; monooxygenase activity; iron ion binding. NCBI's taxonomy places the organism in Eukaryota, Viridiplantae, Streptophyta, Magnoliopsida, Malvales, Malvaceae. The transcript has 2 exons. Bases 78 to 1628 code for a protein of 516 amino acids.
GCUCUUUGUUUGGAAGUAGAGCCUCGCGUUUUCCGCAGUUCUGUUCAUAGAAAAUCAUUUCCUUUCGCGGUUUCAAAAUGGUUGUUCAAUCGGCCAUGAAUUUCCAAUUCUUCUGGUAUGCCACCUUGUUCUUAGUUUCAUUUCUUAUAAUUAAAACAAUGGUUUACAUCAGAAAACGUUCCAAGCUUCCUCCAGGUCCAAUUGCGUUACCGGUCGUCGGCCACCUCCAUCUCCUCAGCCCCUCCAUUCAUCAAACUUUCCACAAGCUCGCCUCCAUCUACGGCCCUUUGAUGUAUUUCCGCAUUGGGUCCAACGAGUGCAUUGUGGCUUCUACCCCAGAGGUGGCCAAAGAGCUCCUCAAAACUCACGAGCUCACCUUCUCCGCCCGUCCACUCACAGCUGCUAUCGAACACGUUACUUACAACUCUUCCUUUUCUUUCUCACCCAUGGGACCUUACUGGAAAUUCAUCAAAAAGUUGAGCAGUUUCGAGCUGUUAGGGAGCCGAAACCUAACCCAGUUCCUCCCUGUUCGAACCAAGGAACUGCAUCAUUUCAUAAACUUUCUCCUCGAAAAGUCUAAAACAGGUGAAACAGUGAACGUAACUGAAGAGCUGUUGAAACUGACCAACAACGUUAUAUCUCAAAUGAUGCUCGGCAUUAGGUGCUCAGGAACAGGAGACGAAGCUGAUGGGGUGCGAAACUUGGCGCGAGAAGUGACUAAGAUCUUCGGGGAAUUCAAUGUCUCGGAUGUUAUAUGGCUCUGUAAACAUUUGGAUCUGCAGGGAUUCAGAAAGAGAUUUGAGGAUAUUCAUAGAAGAUUUGAUGCAUUGCUGGAAAAAAUUAUAAGUGACAGAGAGCAUGCAAGAAAAAACAAGAAGCGAGGUGAUGAUGAAGUUAAGGAUUUUCUGGAUUUGUUGCUUGAUGCCUUUGAAGAUGCUCAUGCAGAGGUUCAGAUAACCAGAAAUCAUAUCAAGGCCUUACUCUUGGAUUUUCUAACAGCCGGUACAGAUACAACUGCAAGCGCCAUAGACUGGGCAUUUGCAGAGAUAAUCAACAACCCAGAGGUUCUAAGAAAAACUCAGAAAGAGAUCGAUGAAGUUGUAGGGAAAACCAGGUUGGUUCAAGAAUCCGACACUCCUCGUCUCCCCUACCUCCAAGCCGUUAUUAAAGAAACAUUUCGGCUUCACCCUCCAGUCCCAAUGGUCAACAGAAAAGCCAUUAAGGAAUUCAAUCUCAAUGGAUACACAAUCCCAGCCGAGUCCUUGUUGUUCGUAAACGUGUGGAGCAUAGCCAGAGAUCCUAAGCUCUGGGAGGAUCCGCUAAAGUUUCAGCCCGAGAGGUUCUUGAAAUCCGAUAUAGAUGUUAAAGGCCUCCAUUUUCAGCUGUUGCCUUUCGGUACAGGGAGAAGGGGCUGCCCCGGUAGUUCUUUAGCUAGGGAGGAGUUGUCUGCCACUCUGGCAGCCAUGAUUCAAUGUUUUGACUGGAAGGUGGUGGCGGAGACGCCGAAUACUGGCGGUGGCGGUGGUUGUGUUGACAUGACUGAGCGGCCCGGACUGGCGGUACCCAGGGCUAAAAGUCUCAAGUGUGUUCCUGUUGCACGCUUCACUCCCACUCUCUUUUCAACUUAAGCAGGCGACUGCCAGAUGACAUUUUGAUGCAUCGGGUAGCUUUAGCCAAAAUAAGCAAGCGUCUGGUUGAAACAUGAUGUUCAACUAGCGCUCAGUGCUGCUGGUGUUUUCAUGAGUUUUAGGCUUGUCACGUAAUUAAUUUUGUGUU